AUGGGUAUACCAUUGAAGCGUUUACCAACGAGUGAAUGUAAUCUGCGCAAGAGGUCUCUAUGCUUCCCGAAUGAGCUCCCCCCGUCUGAGGCCUCAGGCAGCCUCGACCUUCUCCGAUCACGACGGAUUGACGGAACGACGGAGUUCAUCUCCAUCUCCAUCUCCAUCUCCCACCCGACUCACCUUCCGGCUUUUUCCUUUAACAACUUCGUACUUCUCUCCUCCUGUGAUACGGAUCUCUCCACCUGCUUGGCGAUAAAACUCAUCGCCUGCUUCCCCACCUCUCCCUCAGAGCUUCCGUCUGCCUGCGGGGUCUUCACAGCCAUGGCGGACCGACAAGCAGUUCAGCAAACGCUCAACAGCCAGCUCCUCAAGCUGGAUGAUCCCGAUCCGGAUAUGCGAUACAUGUCCCUGAAUGACCUGCUAGGAGUUCUCAACAACCCCAGUUCAUCAUACUUGGCACAUGACCCAAACUCAUCCACACGCCUCGCCGACGGCCUCCUGAAAGCUUUGGACGACCAACACGGCGACGUCCAAAACCAGGCGCUGAAAUGCCUCGGCCCGCUUGUCGUUCGCCUACCUACCGAGAGCCUUUCCUCGAUCCUUGAGAAACUGUCCAACUUGACAGCCUCGCAGACCAUCGAUACCUCCGUCCCGAACACCGCAUUGAGAACCAUCGUCACGGCCCUCCCCCGCCCCCAGUCCGGUCAAUUGCCUACCCAGGAGGCCUCCAUGGCCUACGCGGCGGUUUCGAAGGUGCUCAUCCCUCGGUUGACCGGCCCGACACAGUCUCGCACAAGUCGACGGGGAUCGGUUGUCAAGAGCAUGCUGGAGAAGGAUCCGUCGAAGGGAUUCAGCAGUGAUGCGAUCGACGUUCUCAUUCAAGUGGUCACCUGCUUCGGGCCGCUACUGAAGGAGGUCGAAUUGACGGCGCUCCAGAAGUCAGUGAUGGCCAUCAUCGAUAAUGACACGGCCGGCACCGUGGUCACGAAAAGGGCGCUGGCAGCCAUUUCCGUCCUCGUCUUGCAUUUCUCCGACAACCAGGUUGGCGCUUUUGUUGACGAGCUGGUCGCGCGCUUCAAUGCCCCGCAACUGAGCAUCGUCCACCGUCGUCACUUGAUCGCCACGGUUGGAAGUAUCACACGGAGCGCCCCGGUGAAGUUCGGUCCUCACCUCCCGACGUUGGUCCCGUAUGUCUUCUCGGCGGUUGGGGAAGAUGAUCUAGAUCAGCCGAUUGACUCUCUCAACACUCAUCCAGUGUAUUCGGUGGCUUAG
Messenger RNA from Aspergillus affinis, 1275 nucleotides. RefSeq lists its product as uncharacterized. Gene Ontology annotation, biological process: SCF complex assembly; protein ubiquitination. NCBI's taxonomy places the organism in Eukaryota, Fungi, Ascomycota, Eurotiomycetes, Eurotiales, Aspergillaceae. The record is from RefSeq and is a predicted model, not a curated record. Gene Ontology annotation, cellular component: nucleus. The coding region runs from base 1 to 1275 and encodes 424 amino acids. The transcript has 4 exons.